CUGAUGGACUUAUUGAACGGGUGGCCACCUAUCACGGGACCACGCUUGGGAGGGCUUGAUUGUAUACAACUGUGUCCAUGGAGGGGAUUGGAACACCUGAAUCACAUGAUAUGGAGGGGAUUGGAGCACCAGGAUCACAUGAUAUGGAGGGGAUUGGAACACCUGAACCACAUGAUUGGGAGGGGAUUGGAACACCUGAAUCACAUGAUUUGGAGGGGAAUGGAAUACCUGAAUCACAUGAUUGGGAAGAGAUUGGAACACCUGAAUUACAUGAUUUGGAGGCCGAGCCCAAUACUUUUGGCAAUAUAGUGUAUCUAUCCAGAAG
Staurois parvus is the source of this 325-nucleotide messenger RNA. The record is from the annotation of a GenBank genome assembly. Lineage: Eukaryota; Metazoa; Chordata; Amphibia; Anura; Ranidae.